AUGGUCUUAAUGGACAAACACACCGCCGGAACCGCUAAUAAUGUCUUCGCUAAUAACAAGAGUAAUAACAAGAAACACAUGUAUAAGAAACGAUCGGUACGACAGCCGGGGCUCGUCCGGAGUCGGGGCCGUCAUCGGGUGCCCAACGCUCUCAAGUCUGACCAGAAGUAUACCAUUAACUACUCGUUUGACGACAACAGCAGCCACUCUUCGGUCAGCAAUAUUAGCGCCAAUUUUGACCGCAAUUUGCUGUCCAACUGGAGUUUCCCGCAACGGAUCCAUCAGUUUUACGCGUCCAAAGGGAUCACCAAAUUGUUUGAUUGGCAGGUGGAGUGUCUUAACAUGGAUGGUGUGCUGGAGGGCCGGAAUCUGGUGUAUUCUGCGCCCACGAGUGCCGGCAAAACAAUGGUCUCCGAUAUACUGAUGUACAAGAAGUUGUUGGAACACAAGAAGAAGGCGAUCGUUAUAUUGCCCUUCGUUUCGGUCACUCAGGAGAAGGUGUUUACGUUGAAGCGUGUGCUGCGGGCGGUGGGCGUCAAUGUGGACGCCUUCGCGGGCGGUGUCAAUCCUCGCGGAGGUCUGGCCCGAGUCGAUGUGGCCGUCUGUACCAUCGAAAAGGCCAAUAAUAUGAUUAACAAACUCAUUGAAGACAAUAAACUGAAUGAAAUCGGUUUAAUAGUCGUCGACGAACUGCAUAUGAUUGGGAACAACAGUCGAGGCUUUCUUCUGGAACUACUGUUGACGAAAGUGUUGUAUUUGAAGAGCAAAAUGGGACACGAGAUACAGAUCGUGGGUAUGUCGGCGACGAUACCCAAUCUGGACGCCAUUGCCAAGUGGUUGAACGCCGCUCUCUAUGUGACUGACUUCCGUCCGGUGCCGCUGUACGAGAGGGUCAACAUCGGGGACGUUGUAUAUGACGCCAAAACGAUGGCCGAAUACCGACGGCUCGACAUCAAAGACUACGAUAUCAAGAAGAGCGACGGCUCUGACGACACGAAUCUAUUGUUUCUGGCCAUCGAAACACUGGUCAGUGGUUUGGGUUCAGUGGUGUUCUGCGCGACGAAAGCCCAGUGCGAGAAACUGUGCCGAACUCUGGCCUCAAACAUCUGGGAGUUGGGCUCCGGGAAGAAAGUGGCCAACAAAUCGACCCAAGACUUCAGAAACAAACUCAAAACUGCCAUAGAUUUCAAUAAAAUUGAACAAUUGUUACAGCAGUUGCAGAAAUGUCCGGCCGGUGCCGAUCCGGGCGUUGUGGCCAACCUUCGGUUCGGUGUGGCCUACCAUCACGCGGGACUAUCCAUCGACGAGCGCUGUAUCAUUGAACAGGCCUUUCGCGACGGAGUGAUUAAGAUAUUGUGCGCCACUUCCACGCUGUCGGCCGGUGUCAACCUUCCGGCGCGACUCGUUAUCAUCAGAUCGCCGCUCGAUUUCAAGAACUCUAUGAUGGAUGUGAUGUCUUACAGACAAAUGAUUGGUAGGGCUGGCCGUCAAGGGGUCGACACAAUGGGUGAGAGUAUACUCAUGUGUUCGGAAAGUAAUCGCGCGAAAGGCGAAGAACUGCUCAAAUCAAGUCUGAGCCCAAUCUCCAGCUGUUUAAUGGGUAUUAAUCCCAUCGACGGUUCGCCCAUAUCUGACCAGUCGUUUGGCGGCAUUAAAAGAGCUAUUUUGGAGAUAAUCGCCAACGGAAUGGCCAACAAUUAUGAAGACGUCUCGCAGUACAUUCAGAAGUCAUUCUUGGCGUCAAUAUCGUCGAACGCCGUGACGGAGACCAUCAUAACAGACAUCAUCGCCUAUUUGGUGGACGAGAAACUGAUCCACAGUAUGACCGACACCGACAGUCAGGACCGGAAGAUAACGCCCACUCAGUUCGGGAAAGCAGUUCUGGCGUCGGGUGUAUCGCCAAAAGACGGCGCUUUCAUUCUCAACGAACUAAACAAAGCCAAAGUAUCGCUGUGUCUGUCCACUGAUCUGCACCUCCUCUACGAAGUGACACCCAUUACA
Messenger RNA from Medioppia subpectinata, 2001 nucleotides. The record is from the annotation of a GenBank genome assembly. Lineage: Eukaryota; Metazoa; Arthropoda; Arachnida; Sarcoptiformes; Oppiidae.